CGUUCUUUGAACCUUACGUUUUCCAUAAUGGUCUCCCAAAUGAACCAUGCAACUCUUCUACAAAGUCCGUUCCCAUUAGGCUAUCCGGCAGCCUCUGACAGCGAUUUCACCGGCACACAGCGGCAGUUCGCAGGUUCAACUGGCUUUCCGACAGAUGAAGAUGAUGGUAGUCGGAGGGUUGGUGGUCUCGGUUACCCUCUGGCACAACCAGCCUCGAUGCCUAUUAGCAACGGUUUGAGGUACAGCGCACAGCAGUCUACAAUGCAGGAUAUGCCUUUUGCAGCUUCUCCCACCAUUCUUAUGAGCCCUACUGAUUCAUGCUCUGGUGCGUUCUCAACUUGUUCUCCGUCUCAGCCUUAUUAUUGCCGACCGUUCACUUUACCAACGAAUCUCCAUAAUCAUGGGAAUCUUGACAGACACCUACUCUCAAGCAUCGGGCCCCAUUUACUCUCAUUCCACAGGGAUUCAAUACGAAAGAAUGCCAGAUUUUCGAUCACGGGUGCCUACUCUGUAAGUUUACCAGAAUCGCGGUUGACUUCUUAUAGUCACUCACAAACGGCCUGCUAUGGCCCCCAUCCUUCUAGUCAACCGCCGACUGGCAUUUCACCAACUAUGCAAUCGCCUGGUACGGCUGUCACUGGGGCGCCUGGUCUUAUCGGUAGAAGUGACGGCUAUCCAUCAGCAUUCGCUCUCGCCAGGAAUCCGUUCCCUCCCCUAACGGCCCUGAACGACAUAUCAAGGUUCCCUCAGUACACAAGCACCCCACGAACUCUCGAGAAUCCCCUGGACCGGCCUCAAAACUUGAUGUUCGGGCAUGGUGGUAACUUGCUGGUUGAGCCCGGACAGCGAUUAUCACAAUCUAUGACCGAUGCACCUCCUUUUGACGAGACCAACAUCCUUCAUCAGAUUGUCACAGGCAACCAAACUAUCAACCCGGAAAUCCAAGCCAAGAUUCACAAGGGGUUUUUUGAAGUUGAAGGGAAAUGGACCUGCUAUCGACGUAAUUAUUUUUCAGUCUCGUGCUCAUUUACUCUACACCCUUGGAUUCACAACGCUCCACUUUUCAUCAAAUUUCCUGACCAGGGAUCGGAACGAAUUCGAUCAUUCGCAAUGUCAAUAUCCGCGAUAGUAACCGCUCAAUGUGGAGAGACCCGGGAGCUAGUGCAACAUACCCCAAAGCGUGAUAAGCAAUCUGAGAGGAAGCCGGGGAGGAUUCCUUUGAAUCCUACGCAGCCGCCUCCAUUGCCCAGUCAAGGACCAGUUCCUAACAGCAACCAUCUGGGGUUUGGGCUAGCCUCUCAUUCAACCGGAAUGACAAUGGAUUACAAUUCCACUUACGCCGGCGCCCAGCAACCGUCAGAGCCAGCGACCCAGCACACCUUUGAACGUAUACAGUUUCAGAAGGCUACCGCAAACAACGGCAAACGUCGGGCGCAGCAACAAUACUAUAAUCUUGUUGUCGAACUCCAUGCUGAAAUUGCCAGCGGAGCCAACAAGACCCAGUGGGUCCAAAUUGCUCGGAAGCUUUCACAUCCAGUGGUUGUUCGCGGCCGUUCGCCCGGGCACUACAAGGAUGGACGACGCGAUAACAGCACAAACAUGGGCCCAGAUGGUGGAAGUGGCGCUUCUGGAAAUGCUGGCAGAGGACCUCUGUUGCCCCCGGGAAUCGCUCAGUCUACGCGCUCUCACUUGACUCUGAUGUCAUACGACGCAUCUCAAAGGGGAGGUCCUCAUUACGGCCGGCCUGAUUACCACCAGAUCGUCACGAGAGAUCAGUCGCCUUUAAGCGGAAGCCCGUUGAUGUCCUCAUCUUCGUCGCCUGCCUUCGACAUGACCAUCCCUAUGGACCACAUUGAUACAAUGAAGCAUGCGUCGAGCAUGGACUCGUAUCAAGACCCAACAUUGGUUGGAACAUCCCUGGAGUAUAGAAAACUUGAGGUGCCGACUUCAUACCGAAACCAGCUAUCACCGUUCGAAUAUGACUCGCCGUCCAAAGACAAUGGGGAUCCCGGACCUCAUUUCCCGGACACACUUGAUCCGAUGAUGCCGAUGAUUCAGAAUGACCAGGAUGAUCCUUCGCAUUUUACAAAACGGCCUUCCAAGUUCACGCCUUACCAUCACAGUCAAUCUGCCGCUGGGGGCUAUGACCCUGUCUUUUCCAGUCGAUCGGCAGACAGCAACUCGUAUCCUCGGUUCGAUCCCAUUUCGAAUUCGCAGAGCCUGUGCACCUAGCUAUGUUUGCAUGUGUCGCAUUUUCUUUGUUAUUUCAAUAAAAUUGAAGGGUAAAAAUUCGGUGGACGAUUAAAAGGACACCAUAUGGGUCCAUGACAGGGAUGCCAUGUACGCAGGUUUGUAUCCUGAGCAUUCGUUUCAUUACCAAACCAGCCAUCUCAUGAUAUUUCUUUUUUUUGGUUUAUUCUCAUUUGAUUUAUUCCCCUGUCAAUUUGCAGGUCAGGAUAUAGCUAUCUUUCUAGUAUUCCGGCAUGUGGCAAAACAUGAAUUGAACCGUUUGGCCGGAGUGAAGAAGAGACGCCGCACCUUGAUGUUCUUACUAUCUUUUAUUUAAAUUUGUGGUCUUUACUUCUCUGUUUGCUUUAUUUUUAUUUUUAUUUUAUUUUCUUAUCGCAUGGUACGAGCUGCUGAAGACGGACUACGC
Molecule: messenger RNA, 2656 nt
Organism: Monascus purpureus
Lineage: Eukaryota; Fungi; Ascomycota; Eurotiomycetes; Eurotiales; Aspergillaceae
Source: the annotation of a GenBank genome assembly